AUGAUUAUUUCUUGGAACACUAGGGGGCUAAAUAAAAAAGGGAAGCUGAGGGAGAUUAGCUCCCGUCUCCUCGAGCUUAAACCUACUAUUGCAAUCUUACUUGAAACCAGGGUAAAAGAGAGUAAUGCCAAUAGGAUUAGAGCUGAGCUCCAUCUGCCUAAUAACUAUUUGGAUAACUAUAUGUAUCACUUUAAUGGUCGAGUGUGGAUUGAAUGGGAUCAUACUAAAGUGAAUAUUAGACACAUAAGUAGUACCAGUCAAUUCAUUCAUGUGGGAGUUUUUGAUAUUAAUGGCAGCUUUAAAUAUUGGCUCACUGCUGUUUAUGCCCACAAUCAAUUGAGUAAAAGGAGGGAGCUUUGGAAGGACAUUGAGAAAAUCCACAACUCUCAGUCUGGACCUUGGUGUGUGUUGGGUGAUUUUAACAAUGUUGCUAAGGCUCAAGACAGAAUUGGAGGAAGAAUGGUAACUGAAUCAGAGUAUAUUGAUAUGACUAAUAUGAUGGACAACACUAGUCUGUUUGAGAUGGAAAGCCUGGGGGAUUACUUUACUUGGGCAAACAAGCAUGUGGUGGACCCUAUAUAUUCUAGAAUAGACAGAGUCUUGGGGAAUCCUGACUGGUUCCAGAUGCAUUUAGAGUUUAUUCUGAUGAUUCUCCCCCCCAGUGUUUCUGACCAUAACCUGCUCUGUAUUACCAGUUCUGCCCAACCUGUUAAACCUAAAGGGCACUUUAAGUUUAACAAUUGCCUUGUGGAGCUGACAGACUAUGAUGAGGUUGUGAGAAGUAGCUGGAAUAAACCUUGCAGAGGCAAACCUAUGAAGGUGUUGUGGACUAAACUUACUAGAUUACAAUCUCACUUGAGGAGACUUGGUAAACCUUUUGCUGGUAUUAAACAGGACAUCCUUAAAGCUAGGAAUGAGUUGCAGUUAGCCCAAACUGAACUGAUAGCUGACAGAAUGAAUGUGCAUAUCAUUGAGAAGGUUAAAUUACUCACAGAGGAAGUCAUAAAUCUCAAUGAAACUGAAGAGAAAGUGAUUAUGCAAAGAGCAAAAAUUGACUGGCUCAGAUCAGGGGAUGGCAACAAUGUCUAUUUAUAUGCUACUCUUAAAUCCAAAACUGCUCUAGAAGCAUGA
Molecule: messenger RNA, 1131 nt
Organism: Vicia villosa (hairy vetch)
Lineage: Eukaryota; Viridiplantae; Streptophyta; Magnoliopsida; Fabales; Fabaceae
Exons: 1
Coding region: 1-1131 (376 amino acids)
Molecular function (GO): catalytic activity
Source: RefSeq, a predicted model, not a curated record